UAUUAUGUUUGUUUGAUUUUGUUGCUGAUUUAGUUUUGUAAAAAGUUUCUCCUUCGACUACCCAAUUCCUUAAAAUAGUUUUAUAUCUCUGACUUUUAAAGCUUGUGUCAACUCUCGUCUUUUCUGUGUCGACAGGCAUGCUGUUGACUUGUUUCUUAAUUUUGCUGCGAGUGAUUCUGUUCGCGUGGCUACCGGAGCUUCGGACUCUCCACGGCAUGAUACUCAUGGCUUACCUCAUCAGCUUCCUCAUUGGAGCCCUGCUGUUAGCCAUCAUUAAAAUCAUGUAUGAAUAUGAUGUUAUAAUUCAAGAAGCGUGCACUGGCAUUUCAUUCGUCAUAUAUUUUUCAAUACUUACGGCGUAUUUUUGGAGGAACAUCAUGUGCUACGACAUUUGGUGGACAUUCAGUUGCAAACAGGCCUUCUCAAGUCGAGGUCGCAACGCUUAUACCCGCACUCGCUUCCAUCUAUACAGCGCUUACGCAUUCGGUGCACCAACGGCAUUUACAGUUUUGCUCGGCGUACUCGAGUUUUUGGACUUUCCAAAAAAACACCGAUAUUCAAAUUUUAUGCCAAACCUGAGGUUACGGGCAUGUUUUUUAUACGGCUACAGCAAGCUCCUAUAUUUAUGCGGCCCAAUAAUUGUGCUGUUUAUAAUCAACGUUAUAUUUACCACCUUUACUGCAGUGAAGAUAUCAACCAUCAAAAAAGAGACUAAAAAGGUUCUGCAGUCAAAUGAGAGUUCUACUCAUGAUCAGCAGAAAGCCACACGACGGUAA
This is a messenger RNA of Trichoplusia ni (cabbage looper), 776 nucleotides long. RefSeq names its product G-protein coupled receptor Mth2-like. Gene Ontology annotation, biological process: cell surface receptor signaling pathway; G protein-coupled receptor signaling pathway. NCBI's taxonomy places the organism in Eukaryota, Metazoa, Arthropoda, Insecta, Lepidoptera, Noctuidae. Bases 138 to 776 code for a protein of 212 amino acids. The transcript has 4 exons. Gene Ontology annotation, cellular component: membrane. The record is from RefSeq and is a predicted model, not a curated record. Gene Ontology annotation, molecular function: G protein-coupled receptor activity.